Dictyostelium discoideum AX4 is the source of this 1530-nucleotide messenger RNA. RefSeq lists its product as hypothetical. Lineage: Eukaryota; Evosea; Eumycetozoa; Dictyosteliales; Dictyosteliaceae. The record is from RefSeq and is a predicted model, not a curated record. The coding region runs from base 1 to 1530 and encodes 509 amino acids. The transcript has 3 exons.
AUGGUUGAAAAAGUUUAUUCAAGUUCACCAAAGCAACAAGCUGAUGAAAGAGUUUAUUCAACAACAGGAAAUGCUGGAACCUAUAGGGAUAGCUACGAUAUUUCAGUUAAACAACAACCAGCUCAUUUAACAUUUGAUCAAACACCAAUGUAUUUAGAAUUGAAUGAAAUCGCUAAACAUAUUUCAGUGGAGAGAGCUCAACCAACCGUUAACAUUGGUCGUGCCGCCGAUUUAAUUCAAGUUAAACAAGAACCAGUUCAAGUCCAAGUUCAACAAAAUGCAACCGAUGUAAAUGUUACCACUGAACAACAAGUUAUCGAAGUUCAACAAGUUGCUCCAGAAGUUGAAAUUGAACAAUAUAUGCCAAAAUUCUAUCUUAAAAUGCCACCAUUCCGUGUUCAUUUGGAAAUGGACGGUGCUCCUGAAAUCAUUAUGGAACCAUAUCAACCUUCCAUUAAAGUUAAACAAUCUGAUCCAAUCGUUCGUGUAACUAAACCUGAUCCAAGAGUUUUAGUUACUGAAAAUCCACCAAAAAUUGAUAUCAUUCAAAAUGCUUCUUCUGUUGAUGUUAUUCCUUCAACUAAAGCUUCUAUCCAAGUUAAAGAAGAUAAACCAAAGAUUACUAUUCAAGAAUAUAAUCCAACAAUGACAUUUAGAGAAGGUGAAACUAAAUUUGAUUAUAAAUCAUUCCAACCAGAAGUUCAAUGGGAGAAUCCAACACCAAAGGUUACAGUUUCACAAGGUGAACCAACAAUUAGAGUUUCACAAGAUACACCAUCAAUCGGACUUAAGAAUAGAGAACCAUCAGUUACUAUCAAUACUAAAGCACCAAAGAUCGAUGUUCAUCAUCAUCCAUUAUCAGUAUCUGUCGUUGAGCCAGCUACAACUGUUCAUUUCGGUAAUCCAAAUAGCUAUGCUGCCGCUGCCGCUCAUCAACCACAUGAACAUAAUUGGGAAGAAAUUAAAGCAAUUAAAGUUGACCAACCAUUAGAGAAAAUCGGUCAUUUCUAUUCCCCAUCUGAAAAGACCCUAACUUCAUUCAAUUUAUGGAAAAACAUAUUAACCUCAACUGAAAAAGUUAUUGCAAACAAAGGUGUUGGUAGAAAUUUCUUUACCCUUAUCGACACUCAUGAAAAUAAAAUCUGUGAAUGUUUCAAAGAGGAUUUAGGUCUCCACAGAUUCAAUCUCAACAUUCGUUCUUCAACUGGUGACCUUUUAUUCAAAGGUGAAUCUCAAGGUCGUACACUUAAACUCUUUGAUACUCAAGGUACUUUAUUCUGUACCGUUGAAUGUAGUAAAGAUCAAGUAGAAUGUUUCAAUGAUAAAGGUCAAUUAUGUUUCAAUUUAUUACCAAAUUCUAUGAAAUGGUUCUUUGAUAUUAGAAACAAAGCUCAAUCAACAAUUGGAGCACUUAACAAGAAUGGAAGUAAAACUGGAGGAUAUAUGAUGGAUUUCCCAAGAGAUUUAAUUCCAAAUGAUAAGAUGUUAUUAAUUUCAUCUAUGUUCUUAAUUGAUGAUUGUUUCGAAUAG